AUGGCUACACUUGCAUUGACGCAGAGCCUUCCUGCGAUUCUUACCAAAUUUUCAGGUCCUGAAAACCCCAUGACUCAGUCGAAGCCAUUUCUGAGCUUUAUGGAUAUGUAUUACAAGGUCGAGCCUAAAAAGUUAUCUAAUGGUUCACAGAUUAAGGUUCCUCUGAAAUGUGCUUGUCCAAGCAAUAAGUAAAUUGACAAAGGUGUGAAGUAUCUGUUGAGCUAUCCGGUGAUUCAGGGUGACAGUAUUUCUAGUGUGAGCUUGAAAUUUAGUGUUAUCCAUGAGAGUAUUCUUGAUGCCAAUGAGCUCUCUAAGGAAAACUCCGAUAUUUACCCUCUCACUACACUCUUGAUUCCUUUAGAGGAUGAGCCAUUCUUUAAUGGAAUCAUAUCCCCUCCACCUACUCUCUCUCCUCCUUCCACAACCCAAAUCUCAAGAAUUGGAAAGAAAAGAUCAGGUCAGGCUAUCGAUGAAGAGAAUCCAUCAAAGCCUGAGAGCUCAAAGAGGAAGAAACUCACAGAAUUUUUGGAUGAUCUCGGUACCAAUAAUGGCCUAAAAGUGUACAGGUACCGAGAUUUUCAUGCUGCUACAAAUGGGUUCUCAUCUGAGUUCAGAAUCAAGGGGUCUGUGUAUUUUGGCAAUGUAAAUGGUACGGUUUUGGCCAUUAAAAAGGUGAAUACAUAUGAUUUAAAGGAAACCAUCAAGACAGAAAAGAUAAACCAUCUCAAUGUUGUCAGGCUUUUAGGCCUCUGUUUCAACCAAGACAGCUACUACCUUGUCUAUGAGUUAAUGGAGAAUGGGUCUUUAAGUGACUGGAUCCAUGAACCAAAUAGGUCAAAGACUUUAAAAUGGAUGAAAAGGGUGCAAAUUGCUUUGGAUGUGGCUAAUGGGCUUCAGUAUUUCCACAAUCAUGCAAGAAUUCCUUAUCCUCAUGGUAAUGUCAACAGCAGUAGUAUACUUUUAGAUACAAAUUUCAGGGCUAAGAUCACAGAUUGUAGGCUGGCAGGAUCCAAGAAGGCGAGAAAUGCCAUUGAUGGAAGAGGGUAUAUGGCACCUGAGCAUUUGCAGAAUGGGCUGGUGACUCCACAGAUGGAUGUUUAUGCUUUUGGAGUAGUACUACUGGAGUUGAUCACAGGGAGAGAGUCAAUUGUGCAGCAUCAAGAAGGAGAAGUGCUCUUAUCAGAGGUUAUAAUCCAAUUAAUAGAGCACGAUAAUGCCAAAGAGGAGCUUAAAGGAUGGAUGGAACCUGUGAUGGAUGGGAAUUAUCCAUUGGAUUUGGCUUUCGCCAUGGUUCAAUUGAUUGGUGCUUGUUUGAGGCAAGAACCAGAAAGACGUCCAAGCAUGAAUGGGGUUUUCCAGUGUCUUUCCAAAAUCUAUGUGGCUUCAUGGUGGUUCAAUUAUGGAAGCUAUUGGCAGGAAGAACAGGUUUUGCUCAAAAGUCUCAUUGAUUAA
Molecule: messenger RNA, 1452 nt
Organism: Amborella trichopoda
Lineage: Eukaryota; Viridiplantae; Streptophyta; Magnoliopsida; Amborellales; Amborellaceae
Source: RefSeq, a predicted model, not a curated record